This is a messenger RNA of Toxoplasma gondii ME49, 1479 nucleotides long. RefSeq lists its product as hypothetical. NCBI's taxonomy places the organism in Eukaryota, Apicomplexa, Conoidasida, Eucoccidiorida, Sarcocystidae. The transcript has a single exon. The coding region runs from base 1 to 1479 and encodes 492 amino acids. The record is from RefSeq and is a predicted model, not a curated record.
AUGAUUUUGCACUGUCUGAUCCGAAGUCACAGCCGACGAUUGAAGUCAGACGCCUUCUCCCUAAUUAGGUAUUAUUCUUGGGGUAUGCGUGCGGUAGAGGAGGAGGCCGCUGCAUGCGAAGCUACCAUCAAACGCGUUCAGCAAACUGAGAAACUGCGGCGGUCCACGGGUACCAUUUCCGGCGAUGAUCUUUCCUCAAAUUUCUUGCCUCUGCGUCUGCGUGGAGUUCCGCGCAUGUCCCAAGUCGAGGAGUGUGGUACCAGUGAACGACGCUGCUCUGCUAGUAUGCUCGACGCGCCUGCCAGUUCAUUGAAUAACAACUUCACGGUUCCAAAACGUGCCGUUACUAGUUCCUCGGCUGCUCACGACUAUGGCGGAAUUUUCAUUCGCCGUAAUUCGAGCGGCCAGGCCAUUGUUCCCUCUUCAGCCUCCGUCAGUGAUGAAGGUCAGGCGGUAAGAGCGCCUCGCAGAGAUCGCACGAUUCUUCUUCCUCCUCGUGGUUCCCCUCGACGCCCGCAACUAGGGCCAGAGCUAUCAUCACUUGACAGCAGCGGUCGUCCGCCAGAUUGCUGGACGGCCCCGGGGAGAAACGUGUCCGACAGGUUACGAAAUACACUUAGGCAACGAAUUUAUGAGCCGCGAACAGAAGAGGCGCCUUGCUGCACUCCUCCGGUGUGCUCUCGGCCUCGAUAUUCCAGAGGACAUCUACCAGAAGGAAGUUCCCCGUCGGAUGGCCACUGUUGUGACUCAGACACUCGCGAGCCCGAGGGCAGCCGGAGAAGGCGUCAUUUUAUGCGUCCAGGCCUCAGAGAAACAGGGGAACUGUCGACCGGUGCCUCUCCGGCGGCGAGUUCGUCUUCUUUUGAUAGCCACACAUGGCGGCUAAAUAGUUUGACUGAGCACAGCAGCUUUGUCGAGAAUUGCGGAGGUAGCGGCGGUCCUGAAGCCGGAGACAAAAAAGCUGACAGAGAAUCAUGGAGCUCACGAGGGUAUGGCCGGGACAGAAAUCGUUCACCUUAUUGUCACCCGAACGAUGAAAAAGACGAUCUUGUGAUUUCGUACAUGGGUGGGGAGACUGCGAGUCUCGCCUCUCGGGGAGACUUCGAUCUGACAGUUAACGCGCGUCAAGCUUCCCCCUUUUUUAGCAGAACGGCUAGGCAGGUGGCAUCAUACUUCCAAAAACCAUACGAUCAAAUUACGUACUGCUCAGAAGCACUGCCCCGGCCUCUGGACCAUCACUCACCAGGAUCACCCAACAAGCUCCAAGAUCCCUCGGAAGAAAGUGACAAUUUUAACCCUAGUGACAUUCGCUUGCGCCCUACGCAGUCUCCGUGCCCCCCCGUCACUAUCACCUACAAAAGCGAAAAGCAAAGUAUCUGGGAGGAUCCGAAACCGGAGGAGGAGAAAAUUCGAGCACGGGUGCAUGUUGUAGGCAGGAACUGGCCGCCUCCAAUGGCUCCGCAAUUCCUCCCGUCUUGA